Penicillium daleae is the source of this 1179-nucleotide messenger RNA. Its product is annotated as general substrate transporter. Gene Ontology annotation, molecular function: carbohydrate:proton symporter activity. Gene Ontology annotation, biological process: carbohydrate transport; transmembrane transport. The transcript is spliced from 2 exons. The record is from RefSeq and is a predicted model, not a curated record. NCBI's taxonomy places the organism in Eukaryota, Fungi, Ascomycota, Eurotiomycetes, Eurotiales, Aspergillaceae. The coding region runs from base 1 to 1179 and encodes 392 amino acids. Gene Ontology annotation, cellular component: membrane.
AUGUCGCUUCGAGUAUAUUCCCUCAUCUACAUUAUUGGCUCCCUCAUCUCCUGCUUUUCAUCUGGUAACGCGGGAGCUCCCUAUGUUGGUCGAAUCAUUACCGGCCUCGGAAUUGGAGCCUUGUCAGUCAUCUCUCCAAUGGCAAUAUCAGAAAUCGCUCCUCCAGCUUUCAGAUGCCUGAUGACUCUGUGGUUCACUAUUUGCAUGCUAUCUGGCCAAGCAGUGGGUGUGUUCCUCGUCUACGGCUGCUCCAUUAACGUCGCACCCACAACGGCCCUACAGUACCAAUUUCCAUGGUUCUCUCACACAUUUGCCCCUGCACUGAGUAUCAUUUUCACUUUUUGGGCCGAGGAGUCUUCUAGGUGGCUCCUACUUGACCACGAGUAUGACAAGUCUCUUGCUGCAUUGGUCCGGCUUCGUGGAUUGCCAGCUAAUGCGGAGUUUGUGGCUACCGAGUUUAAUAGCAUGGCAUAUCAUAUCGAAGAUCGGAAUGCCGGACUUGGAAAUAAUAGUUCCAUCCAAAUCAUCCGGGAGACUUUUCUGGCUAACACAAUCACCAACUUCCUACCAACGAUUUUCGGAAUGAUCGGUGUCACAGACUCGGGUGUCAAGGUUUAUUCAACGGGUUUGUAUACUGUUGCAAAGUGGGUAUGCUGCGUGGCUGCAUCGCUUUUCUUCAUUGACCUCGCUGGCCGUCGAAAAUACCUUAUGAUAGGAAUCUCGGUUCAAAUUCUCUGCCAUUCGUAUCUUGCUGGGUAUCUCAAGAUUUAUCAAACGAACAAAGAACAUGUGAGCAAAAACUCGACAGAUGCAGCGUUGACCUUCAUUUACAUACAUGCGUUUGGAUGGGCCAUCGGUCUUUACAGCUUACCUUACCUGUUUGGUGCCGAGCUCUGGCCUAACAAGAUCCGUUCGUUUGGAGGGGCAUUAUCACAAUGCUUUCACUGGCUUUUCUACUUUGCGAUCCCCAAGGUUGCUCCUUCAAUGCUUGCCAACAUUCAUCAAUGGGGAGCAUUCAUUCUAUUCAUUGUAUUUUGCAUGGUUGCUUUGCUCUACACCUACUUCAUGGUCCCAGAGACUGCAGGCAUGUCACUGGAAGAAAUCAGCCGGAUUUUGCGCCCGUUAGUUCUAUUAGCUCGGCCACUCAAGCCAUCCGACGAGUUUGAAUCAACCCAGUGA